Penaeus indicus is the source of this 549-nucleotide messenger RNA. RefSeq lists its product as uncharacterized. Lineage: Eukaryota; Metazoa; Arthropoda; Malacostraca; Decapoda; Penaeidae. The transcript has 3 exons. The record is from RefSeq and is a predicted model, not a curated record. Bases 77 to 388 code for a protein of 103 amino acids.
CCCAAGAGUCUGUGUGCCUCCUCAGCCCCCGAGCGUGACAGACGUGCCUUGUGGAUGCCCUGAAGAUCGUGUCGUGAUGGCGAAGUCGUUGCUGUUGGCGCUGGGCGUGGUGGCGAUGGCCGCCGGCUGGGCCGAAGCCACCACGAUCUCGGUCCCAGCUGAUAAUCCCAAAUACCCAGGGAAGUGCUGGACUGAUACGGAGCCUGUCAAGGAAGGGGACUACUUUUAUCUACCGGACUGUGUGCGGGUUUAUUGCCACCGCACCGAAUACGGAAUGCGGCUCGACUACGAAACAUGCCCGAUCCAGGGUCCUAGGACUUCCUGUACAGCUGUGGCUGAUUUGCGGUUCAAAUAUCCCUACUGUUGCCCCAGACUCGUCUGCGGCUAAUUGGCAGUCACUGGCUUCUUGGUAAUAGAUUUGCUGAACUACAAGGCGGAUUUAAUAUGGCUCGUUAUGCUGUCUGGAUGUCCUCGUCAGCUGUUCCUCCCGAAUUCAAUCGGUUGAUGAUCCUCACUUUCUUGUGCCCAAUAAAUGCAAAUAAUACCUAU